AAUAUCAAAAUGGCCGAUAAUAAAGAAAACGGCGAUACCAAAACUGCAGUUGAGGUUAAAGAAGGAGUCAAAGACGUUGUUGACUCGACUAUAUCUUCUCCUCCAACAAAUGGUAAACAGCAAAAAGAGCAAAAGAAAAUUGUAGCAGAGCGUGUCACUGGCAUUGUUAAAUGGUUUAAUGUUAUGAAUGGAUAUGGGUUUAUUUGCCGUGAUGAUACAAAUGAGGAUAUUUUUGUCCACAACUCUGCUAUAUCAAAGAACAAUCCAGAGAAGGCUCAACGCUCGCUGGGUGAUGGUGAAAAGGUACUUUUCGACGUCGUUGAAGGAACUAAAGGUCCAGAAGCAAGUAAUGUUACAGGACCGGAAGGACAGAAUGUUGUUGGUUCCAAGUAUGCCGCUGAUGCUAGCCAACAGCGUCGUUAUCCACGUCGCAACUUUUAUCGUGUUCGCAACCGUCCUCGUGGGAAUCGUCUAAGUGCUGGUGCUCCUACUGGUGAAAAUGGUGGGACUGGAGAAGGAAAGGAUACUGCGCCUGGCGAAGGUGUUACUGAUGCGAAUGGUGGUGGUGAUGGACAGCCUCGAAAAGAACAACAGAAGGGACAAGGAAGAGGAGGAGUGCGACGUCGUUUUCGUCGCAGUGGAAAUCAAGGUGAACAACAACAGCAAGGAGUUCCUGGUGGUGGUGGAGGUCAUAAUCGUCGCCGAGCAUCAGGAGGUGGAGAUGCUGGAAAGAAGCAAAUUGCCCGCGAAGGAGAAGGUGGUGAAGAGCAUAACAAUAAAAAUGUUAAAGGCAAUAAUAAUUCUAAUCGACCAGCUAAUGGAGGGGGAGGUGGAUUUGGAGGAGGAUGGCGACGUCGUCAAGGAGGGGGAAAAGGAGGAGGCGCACCUCAAGCUCCAACACUUGACCAACAACCAGGAGGAGGUGGUGGUAUAAAGACUGAGCCUGCUGAAGAACAAAAGGUGGAUAAAGCCUGGUAA
This is a messenger RNA of Meloidogyne enterolobii, 978 nucleotides long. Lineage: Eukaryota; Metazoa; Nematoda; Chromadorea; Rhabditida; Meloidogynidae. The record is from the annotation of a GenBank genome assembly.